GUUUGGCAGCGGCCAAUUGACAAGUGGGUAACGAUGGGUUGUAAUUCUGUGUUUACGAUGGCGCCUCUUACUGACGACGCCGGCGAAGCGUGUGGGAAUAUACGUGCUAGCAAUGGAUUUUCUCCUUUGCAUAUCGCUGUGAAGCGCCGCCAUCAAGAAGUAACUCGUCUUAUUUUGGGCGAUGGAAAGCCUUUACUCAGUGAUCCAAACUCUUUUUCGAAGAAUCUUUUUACACCUUUACAUCUUGCUGCUCAACACGCAACUAAGGAUAUAGCUAAUAUGCUUAUUUCGGCAGGCAGUUACAGACAGGCCUAA
Messenger RNA from Protopolystoma xenopodis, 315 nucleotides. The record is from the annotation of a GenBank genome assembly. NCBI's taxonomy places the organism in Eukaryota, Metazoa, Platyhelminthes, Monogenea, Polystomatidea, Polystomatidae.